CUUGCUUCCUUGAGACGGGAAGAAAUUAGGGUUAAAUGUUUUUUUUAACCGGGUGAAGUUUAAAGUGUAAAUUUGACUAAACCUGCAGGUUAAAUGUACGUUCUUGGUCCAUAUUAACUUUCACUGUUGUUUCACCUUUAGUAAUUUUCACGUAAUGGAUUUAUUUCUACCGUGAUUGAUUGAUGCGUGCCUAGUUAAUUUGGGCCACACUAUAAAUAAAUAAGGUUUAUUGUAAAGCACUUAAGUUAAGUACCAUACACCAAAUUAAACACUAUGAAGUCCCCUCAUGGCCAUCAUCAACCUCUCUUUCAUGCCUCGCUAGCUCUGGUGCGGGCAUUAUUGUUGCUCUUGUGUACUUCAUCAAGAAUAGGGGAAUGCACAAAGGGCGGGCAUAAUAACAAGAACGAGAAAAGAACGCCGCCACCAGCGGGAGUGUUGGAAUACUCAGGAAUAAGUUGCCGGAAACACACGGCGUACUUGACGGAUUUCGGGGGCGUAGGUGACGGAAAGACCCUAAAUACGGGGGCAUUCCAUAGAGCCGUAGCUAACCUAAGCAGGGUUGCUCCGGACCAUGGUGCCAUGCUUGUCGUGCCCCCCGGAAGAUGGCUCACUGCGCCGUUCUAUUUGACAAGUCAUUUCACCCUUUACCUCCACAAAGACGCCGUCAUUCUUGGCACUCCGGAUGAAUCACAAUAUCCACUCAUUUCACCACUGCCAUCUUACGGAAGGGGUAGAGAUGCUCCGGGAGAUAGGUUUACGAGUCUCAUCUUUGGAAAAAAUCUCACUGACGUUGUCAUCACUGGUGGGAAUGGGACAAUAAACGGACAGGGAGAGGUUUGGUGGGACAAGUAUCGAAAGAAGGAGCUGAAGAACACAAGGCCUUACCUCAUCGAGAUUAUGUAUUCCAACCAAAUCCAAAUCUCUAACCUCACCCUCCUCAACUCCCCCUCAUGGGUCGUCCAUCCUGUAUACAGCAGUGACAUUAUAAUUGAGCACUUGACAAUUCUUGCACCCAUUGAUUCCGAAAACACUGAUGGGAUCGACCCAGACUCAUGCGCAAAUGUAAGAAUAUGGGACAACUACAUUGUGUCCGGGGACGACUGCAUUGCAAUCAAGAGCGGCUGGGACGAAUACGGGAUCGCAUUCAACAUGCCAACCAAGCAAGUCUCCAUCAAGAGGCUCACUUGCGUCUCCCCCUUCAGCGCCACCAUUGCUCUCGGGAGCGAGAUGUCGGGCGGGAUCGAAGACGUCCGGGCCGACGACAUCACCGCCGUCAACACCGAGUCGGCCGUGAGGAUCAAAACGUCCCCCGGACGCGGAAGCUACGUCAGGGACAUCUACCUCGCCAACGCCCGGCUCCACACCAUGAAGUACGUCUUCUGGGUGACCGCAGAGUACAGCGAUCACCCCGACGACCGUUUCAACCCAAAUGCCAUGCCGACCGUACAGGGCAUCAACUUCAGAGAUGUCACCGCUGAAAACGUGACGGUCGCCGGAAAGCUCGUCGGGCUGAAGGGUCGCCCCUUCACCGGACUCUGCAUCUCCAAUGCCACCAUUGCCAUGCGUGUGGGCGAAUCCGCCGCAAAGGCACCCAAGCAGGCAUGGAACUGUACGGACGUCCGAGGUUUCCAGGGCGCAGUGACUCCUAAGCCGUGUGAUCAACUGGUUGAAAAGCCCCAUCUGGAGUGCAGAUUCCCCCGAGACAAACUUCCAAUCGAGAAUGCUCAACUCAGGACAUGUUCUCUCCCACUCCAUUAAAUUAAAUAAGAAAUAAAAGGGCACUAGUAUACGAGAUCAAUAAAUGUAUGAUAUGCAUCAUCAACUACUCUGUAAUCAAAUCGGUACACUCUGUAUCAAACACUCUACUAGGUUAUCAUUGUAAAACCUCUCUAUACUCUCUCCCUCCUAAAAAGAUCUUCAUGUUUCCUUUUUUGCACAUCCUAUAAAACACUUCUACACACAUUUAAAAUGCCUAAAAUUUACCACAUUUCUCAUUUAUUGUGGAUAGAAGUUGUUUUC
Messenger RNA from Cuscuta campestris, 2019 nucleotides. NCBI's taxonomy places the organism in Eukaryota, Viridiplantae, Streptophyta, Magnoliopsida, Solanales, Convolvulaceae. The record is from the annotation of a GenBank genome assembly.